Messenger RNA from Plutella xylostella (diamondback moth), 2513 nucleotides. RefSeq lists its product as uncharacterized. NCBI's taxonomy places the organism in Eukaryota, Metazoa, Arthropoda, Insecta, Lepidoptera, Plutellidae. Gene Ontology annotation, cellular component: cytoplasm. The record is from RefSeq and is a predicted model, not a curated record. Gene Ontology annotation, molecular function: pseudouridylate synthase activity; hydrolase activity, acting on glycosyl bonds.
UAAUAAUACCUACGUUUACUUUCAAUAAUAAAUUGGUAUCGGAGGCGACCGAAACGCAGCCGGCGACCGUAUCAUACAAAACACGACAACACAACAGUAUAGUGUAAAAACUACACGCGAUCCAGCGAUUCCUCUGCAAAUAACCUGCACCAGAAUAUCUAGGACAAGUGUUAUUCUGCACUUUGCAGGUAAGAACAUGUCGAGUCUAACGAAGCUGUGGUCGGCGGGGUCUCGCCUAGCCACGCUCACUCUACGCCGCCGACGCUGCUCCAGCGCUGACGUCAUCCACUACUCUCCUGAAGUCCUGAAGGCGAGGGCGGAGGGCACGCCCCUCGUCGCCCUAGAGUCCACCAUCAUCACGCACGGAAUGCCCUACCCACAGAACUUGGAGACCGCAAUGCAAGUCGAACAUAUCAUAAGGGAACAAGGCGCAACACCAGCGACCGUGGCCAUCCUGUCCGGGCGUCUCCACGUGGGUCUCUCCGCCGACCAGCUGUCGUACCUGGCGCAGGCGCGCGGCGUGGUGAAGGCGUCCCGGCGCGACCUGGCGCCCGUGCUGGCGGCCGGGGCCGACGGCGCCACCACCGUCGCCGGCACUAUCGUGGCGGCCGAGCUCGCCGGCAUACCCGUGUUUGUUACUGGCGGCAUCGGUGGCGUCCACCGGCAGGGUGAGCACACCCUGGACGUGUCUGCAGACCUGGUGGAGCUGGGCCGCAGCAGCACCCUCGUCGUCUGCAGCGGGGUCAAGUCCAUACUCGACAUCGGACGCACACUUGAGUACCUGGAAACGCAAGGCGUGUGCGUAUGUGCGUUUGGCUCGUCGUACGACUUCCCUGCGUUCUACACGGCGCGGUCAGGGCACCUGGCGCCGCACCGCGCGAGGCACGCGGGCGAGGCGGCGCGGCUGGCGCGCGCGGCAAGCGACCUGCGCCUCGCCUCGGGCAUCCUCGUCGCUGUGCCCAUACCGGAGGAGCAUGCUAUGGAUGAAGCAGUAAUCAAGUCCGCCAUCGACCGUGCAUUAGAGGAGGCCGAGUCCAAAGGGAUUACAGGCAAAGAAGUAACUCCAUUUAUCUUAGCCGCUGCUGCCAAGGCAACUGAUGGAGCCUCCCUGGCUGCCAACAUCGCCCUCAUAAAGAACAAUGCUAAAGUCGGCGCCGAUAUUGCUGUCGAGUUUAGUAAACUGAGGAAUGUUGGGAAUUCGGGGAGCGCUUCCAAUACCGGAGUGUGGCGGGGGUCGGGGGGCGCGGGGCCGGGCUCGCGGGGGCUCCACACGUCAGCUCGCCACCAGGCCUGGGCGCUGGAGCCCAGUGACGCCCCCGUGCUCGUCAUCGGGGGCGCCAACGUCGACCGCACCUACCGCCUCACCGAGCAACACGUCAAGCUGGACGGCAGCACGCACGCGUGCUUGGGCGGCGUGUGCGCGGGCGGCGUGGCGCGCAACAUGGCGGAGGCGCUAUGGCGCAUGCGCGGGCCCGGCGCCGCGCGGCUCCUCACGGCCAUCGGCGACGACGCGGACGGCGACUACUUGCAGUCGGUCGCCGAGGAGAUGCUGCUCGAUGGUUGCCGGGUGGAGGGGGGCCGCACGCCCAGCUACGCCGCCGUGAUGGACUCCAGCGGGGAGUGCCUGCUGGGGCUCGGGGACAUGGCAUUGCAUCAGUCCAUCUCCAUAGACUUGGUGGACAAGCACAUGGAGGUGCUCUCGCGAGCCCCGCUGGUGGUGCUGGACGGCAACGCGCCGCCCGCCACCGUGCACCACGUGCUGGCUCUGUGCCAGCGCAUGGACAAGCCAGUGUUUUUUGAACCAACGGACAGAAGAAAAGCUACGGUCGUUUUUAACAAUCAAUUUGUAAAAUAUGCAUCUCCAAAUCUAAAUGAACUUCGAGCAAUGGCAACAUAUUUAAAGCCUAAUAUUUCCAUCAAUGAAAAUAAUAUAGAUGUUAUCAGUGAAGUAAUAAGUCUAUCAGAAAUUGUUUCAAAAUUCAUUGAAUAUAUAAUUAUAACUUUAGGUUCUAAAGGUGUUGUGAUCGUUCACAAUGAAAACUUUUUAAAAGAAAACCAAGAGUGUAAUAUUAAGGCACGAUUGUAUUCAAUAGAAAACGUAGUACAUAAUGUAGUUAAUGUAUCAGGGGCAGGAGACUGUUUCUCAUGUGGUCUCAUACAUGGCUUGCUUCUAGGACUAUCUGAGGAGCAAUGCGUAUCCUUAGCUUUUCAGUCUGCAACAGCUGCCUUGCUUACAAAAAGUACAGUUCCUAAAGAAUUUGAAACGCUUAAUUACUACAGUAAGGCCACUUACAUAAAUAUUGCUUAGGCACUAUAGAAAGUAGACAUACGUUACAUCUUAUAAAUAAAAAAACUCAGAAUAAGUAUUACCUAUACACUUUAAAUUGAAAAAUUAACAGUGUAGGUAUUUAAAAAUGUGGACGGCAUCAUAAUAAUAUUUAUAUCUAUGUCUUAGCUAUAUUUCAAUCAACUUGUAAAAUGCUUUGAUUUUGUAAGUUUAACAGACGAAUAAU